This is a messenger RNA of Vigna angularis (adzuki bean), 1345 nucleotides long. Its product is annotated as pentatricopeptide repeat-containing protein At1g55890, mitochondrial. Bases 54 to 1184 code for a protein of 376 amino acids. Gene Ontology annotation, molecular function: protein binding. Gene Ontology annotation, cellular component: chloroplast. The record is from RefSeq and is a predicted model, not a curated record. The transcript has a single exon. Lineage: Eukaryota; Viridiplantae; Streptophyta; Magnoliopsida; Fabales; Fabaceae.
GGGUGAUCACUGGUGAGCACCAGACCUUAUUUUGCUCCACUGCUCAUCACAAAAUGUAUCGUGUUCUUCACCGCGCUUUAUGCACAGCCACAGAGCCCGCCACCGUGAGCAUCAAGUCUAUUUCGGAAGAUUUGUACAAGGAAGUGAAGUUGAAGAGGUUGGUGGAGAAAUUCAAGAAAGCUUCCGACAUGGACCGCUUCCGCAAAAAAACCAACAUUUACGAGGAGACAGUAAGGCGCCUAGCUGGCGCCAAACGCUUCCGAUGGGUUCGGGACAUUCUCGAACACCAAAAGAAGUAUUCCGACAUUUCCAACGAGGGUUUCUCUGCGCGUCUCAUAUCCCUUUAUGGAAAAUCUGGCAUGGCCAAACACGCUCGCAAGGUGUUCGACGAAAUGCCCCAACGAAAAUGCGACCGCACCGUGCUCUCUCUCAAUGCCCUCUUGGCUGCAUACCUCCACUCCAGGAAAUUCGAAGUCGUGAAUGAGCUUUUCAGGACCCUCCCCACCCAACUCUCAAUCGAGCCUGAUUUGGUGUCUUACAACACUCUCAUUAAGGCUUUUUGUGAAAAGGGUUCCUUUGAUUUGGGACUGUCAGUGCUUAAAGAGAUGGAGGAGAAGGGUGUGAACCCUGAUUCCAUCACGUUUAACACUUUGCUUCAUGGGUUGUACUCAAAGGGUAGUUUUGAAGAUGGUGAGAAAGUGUGGGAGCAAAUGGGUGCAAAGAAUGUUCCUCUUGAUGUGAGGAGUUAUUGUUCCAAGUUGGUGGGAUUGGCCAGAGAGAAGAAAGCGACUGAAGCUGUUGAGGUUUUUAAGGAAAUGCAGAAGGUGGGUGUGAAGCCUGAUAUCUUUUGCAUCAAUGCUCUCAUCAAAGGUUUUGUGAAUGAGGGGAAUUUGGAUGAGGCUAAGAAGUGGUUUGAUGAGAUUACAAACUUUGAUUUUGACCCUCACAAAAACACUUACUCUGUCCUUGUUCCCUUCCUGUGUGAGAAGGGAGAUUUGAAGACAGCAAUUAAGAUGUGCAAGGAGAUUUUCAAUAACCGAUGCCUUGUUGACGCGUCGUUGCUACAACUUGUGGUGGAUAAGUUGGUGAAUGAGGGCAUGAUUUCAGAUGCUAAGGAGAUUGUAGAGACAGGGAAAACCAACCGGUACUGUCGCUAUAAGCUAAAUUUACCCGAAGAAGAGUAGAGUUAUGUUAGAUCUUAGUUUCACUUUAUUAUUGUUCUUGCAAUUUGAAUGGUUUUGUUAUAAUGGGGAUUGAGAAAUUGCCAAGAAUGGCUUUUGUUUGGCAAUGUAAGCCUAGUAACUGGUUUCUUCAAAAUGGCUUUUAUUAUAAGUGGUUUCUUCAA